Messenger RNA from Labrus mixtus (cuckoo wrasse), 3105 nucleotides. Its product is annotated as E3 ubiquitin-protein ligase TRIM21-like. The transcript is spliced from 2 exons. The record is from RefSeq and is a predicted model, not a curated record. Lineage: Eukaryota; Metazoa; Chordata; Actinopteri; Labriformes; Labridae. Gene Ontology annotation, molecular function: protein binding; zinc ion binding. Bases 112 to 1746 code for a protein of 544 amino acids.
CAGCUGGAAGAGAAAGCAAAAGAAAGUGAAACCAAAAGUAGAAACAGAGCGGUGUGAUUCAACUGUGCUUUACAGACCGGAGAGAUUAUAAAAUAACUACUGACAACAGAAAUGGCUUGUGCCAGUAGUCUAAUGGUGGAGGACAACUUUCUUUGCUCCAUCUGUCUGGAUGUCUUCAAUCAACCUGUGGCGAUUCCCUGUGGUCACACCUUCUGUCGUGGCUGCAUCACAUUCCACUGGGACACUAACAAACCUUUAUUCCUGUGUCCACUGUGUAACAAGGAGUACUCAAAGAUACCAGACCUUUGUGUCAACACUGUCCUCGCUAAUGCUGCCGAAAAGGUGAAAAAGACCAUUCAGGAAAGACCCCGUGACACCCCCGAAAAAGCAGGAAGUGGACAUGUGCUCUGUGGUAUGUGUACUGGGGGGAAGCUCAAAGCCACCAAGUCCUGCUUAACAUGUUUCAUGUCUUACUGUGACGCACAUCUGGAGCCUCAUCAGAGAGUUUUACCCUUGAGGAAACACAAGCUGAUCAACCCGGUCGAGGACCUCGAGAGCAGGAUCUGCAAAGACCAUGGUGAGCCUUUGGAGAUGUUCUGCAAAGUGGAUUUAAUGUUUCUAUGUAGAGUCUGUGUAGACAGUGACCAUAAAAGCUGUAAUACAGCGAGUGUGGAGGAGGAGGCUGAAAAGAGGAAGGAUGAGCUGGGAAAAGAAAAGAAAGACAUGGAUCAGAUGAUUCAGACGCAUCAGCAGAAACUUCUAGAGAUCCAACACUCAGUGGAGGCGAGUGGAAAUAAUGCAGAGAAGGCGCUGGCAUACAGCAAGCAUGUGAUGACUGCUCUGGUGGACUACAUCAGGAGAAGCCAAGUCGAGCUGAGUGAGGUGAUUCAGACGAAGAAGAAAAAGAUUGAAGAAGAUGGGAAAGGCUUCAUUAAAGAACUGGAGGAAGAGAUGAUGCAAAUAAAGCAAAAACAAUCUGAACUUGAUCAGGUCACUGGCAUCAACGACUCCUUUGAAUUCCUGCAGAGUUUCCUUUCUCUCACCAUCACUCCUCCACAGGUGAAGGACUGGUCUGAGGUGACUCUUAACAGCGACCAGUUUACUGUGCAGGAAACAUUGAUGAAGCUGGAGACAACAGUGACAAGAGAAAUCAGGCUGCUGUGUGAUCCCGACUUGAAGAAAAUGCAGUUUCAUGCCGUGAAUCUGACUCUUGAUCCGGACACAGCGAACCCUUCUCUCAUUGUUUCUGAGGACGGGAAAGAAGUCAAGUGUGGAGACAGAAAGAGGAACGUCCCGGACAAGCCAGAGAGGUUCGAUCAUGUCCUCAAUGUCCUCGCAAAGGAGAGUUUUCAUUCUGGAAAGUUCUACUUUGAGGUCCAGGUCCGAGGGAAAACCCAGUGGGAUCUAGGAGUGACUAACCAGUCCAUCAACAGGAAGGGGGACAUGAGACUGAGCCCUAAGAGUGGAUACUGGACCAUCUGGCUGAGAAAAGGAAACGAGUUCACGGCCAAUGCUGGCCCUGCUAUCAACCUCCACGUGAGAGAGAUUCCUCAAAAGGUCGGAGUGUUCGUCGAUUAUGAAGAAGGUCAAGUUUCCUUCUACGACGUUGACGCCAGGGCUCGCAUCUUCUCCUUCACUGGAUGUAACUUCACUGAGAGACUCUUUCCAUACUUUGGACCCUGCGGUAACGAAGGCGGUAAAAACUCAGCCCCACUGAUCAUCACUCCUGUCUGUAACAACAUCUGAGUUUUGGUUUUGUUAGUGAAGGACACAGGGUGAGGGGAGACAGCUUCAAAUCUGUGAGAGACACCCUGUAGACCUCACACACACACACACACCACACAGUUAAAAACACAAUCUCACAGUAGUUACAUACUACCACAGAUCAAAAUAAAAGGUGUUAUCAUAAAAGGUGAGUUUUGUACAUUUUGUUACCUUGUUAAUGAGUCAAAAUGAAUUCAUCUUCAACACUGUUUGUAAUGAUAUCUAAAUAUGUCGGUUACUCAGAGACGGCAUGUUGAACAGUAUAUUGAACAGCAGUGGUAAAUAAUCCUUUCUCUGGCUCUUUAAAGGCUGUUGGCUAUUUUAGCUGAGACCGAACUUGAGACUUGAGACUGAAAUUAAAGUCUGCUUUAAACUGCAGUUAAGGAAUACAAAUCAUCUCUAAAUAAAAACCUCUGCUGUAUGUGAAAUGAGCUCCAGUUAGUGCUAAUAAUAAUGGAUAAUGAAGUUAUGGAAAGUCAUUUGAAUGACAGUCUGCUCAGUAUUGCUUCUUCUGUGGUGAAAUAACACAGAUAAUGAUUUUUAAGCUAACAACACACAUCACAUGUAACUGCUUUUGAUCCAACUGCAGUGUGAAGCCACACUCCUCAAACCCACCAACAGCUUUUUAACAGCUCAUUCGGUUCACUUUGUUCUGUGUAUCCACAACAGAGCUGCACCGAGACGUCCAUCCUGUACUUCUGUGAAAUGCUGAUAUCAAUAGAAAAAAGAGAAUACAAGCUGUUUGUACUUUGUAAUGCUGUCUGAGAAGUGAAGGGAGCGUGUCAUAAUUACUUCUCUGUAAUUAAACCACAAAAGGAGUUUGCAACAAAAUGAUAAUAAUGCAGUUCAUAAACUUAACCAACAACGCAAAGCUUUUAAUCAAAGUGUGACUCUGAGGAGGAGCGUGUCAAAACGUUAGUCCUUUGCACCCAAAUAAAUUUGCCUUAAGUGAUUUGUGUGCUCAGUAUACUUUCUUUGGAUCCAGUCUGAGAGGAGCCCACUGAAUUAUAUAUUGAACGUCUAAGGUCCUUCUCUGAGAGCGUCGGGCUCCAUUUCUGGAGUGGCUGAAGCUCAAGAGUUUCUUCCUAUGUGAAAUCUGCUAUUUAAAUACAAUCUUGCAAUUUAAUGCUGAUAAUGUUGUUUUUCAAAAUCUAAAAGGCAAACAGUUCGUGUUCGGUUUGUUACAGAACUUUGGACAAUUGUGUCUCCAUUUUGUUUCUUAUCAUCUCAGGACAGUGGUCUUCAUUACCACUUAUCUGUGAAUGAGCACCUAACAGGUUGUUUUUUUGCAAACCUUGAAGUCAAGCUGUAUGAAGAAAUAUAAAGAUAUAGUGUCUUUAA